GAAUUUAGAUAAAAUUUUAUAAGGAGUUCUUCCACUUCUUGUUUUCAAUUCGAACCAAUUUGUUGCCGAAACGAAUCUACAAAAAAAAAGAGAAAUGUUAGUAUAAUGUUUCUCAAAGAAAAAAAAAAUAGAAAUGUUAGUAUAACGUUUCUCAAACAAAAAAAAAAAAAGAAAUUAAGUUGUUGUCCCGUCAACUUUGCACAGCUUUCAUUCACUUAUAGAAGCCGCCUCACAGUUUUUUGACCAGCUAAGCCACUAUAAAUAUAUUAUUUUAAUACGGAUUGGGCGUUUUUCAAAACAUUUAUUUUUAAUUUCUUAAUUAGUUUCGUGAUAUUAAUAUGGAUAAAGACGUGAAAGAUUCAAACUUUCUAAAAAAAAUUUUCGAAGAAUAUCGCGUUUAUUUAAGUAUAGGUUAUGUUUUUUUUGAGUUCGCUUUAUUUUUGGCUGCUUUCGCAUUACUUGUAAUUAUGACACAUGAAGGAGUGGUUUUAUUUACAAUUGAUGCUAUCAUAAUUUUUAUAAUUGUUAAUAUGUCUGCAAGGAUGGCUAUGGUGUUCGAAUCCUACCACAUUUUCCUUUUAUUUCUUGUCAGCAAUUCCUCUAAAUUUUCUGCAUAUAUUUUACUUUAUCAUUUCGUCAGAAAAUACUUUCACCCCAAUAUCCUUAAGAAUCAAUGGAACAUUCUACCGAGUUUGAACUUCGACUUUAGACCAUUUUUCUUUGGCAUUGUUAUAAUUGAUAUUGUAGUUUCUUUAAUUAUACUUUAUUUAUACUUUGAUGGUAUAACAGAGCGACACAUAGACAUUAAAAUACGCAUUAGAAUCAAUGGAGAUUGUAAAGACCGCGAAAUUGACAAUGGACUCAAUGGAGAUAGUAAAGACCGCGAAAUUUUCAUUAGCAUAGUAGAAAAGAGCGAUAGAGAAGAAAAGGAAACAUUUCUCGAUCAUUUUAAAGUUUACAGAAAAAAAUUUAAUAAAUAUAUUCUCGUAGCUAACAAAGGGAAUGAUAAAUUAAUACUUGGACAUAAAUACUAUAGGAUGAUAUUGCUUUGUAGCCACCUUAAUCUGUUGAUUUGUGAUCUCCUUAUCAUUGAAUGGUGUUUUUGGUGGGCUUUUGAAAUUUAUCAUGUGGAUGAAUGGUUGCUUAUUUAUUCUAUACCUUGGUCAUUGCUGUUACCAACAAUAAAUAUAUUUACGAUGCUUAAAGGAUCGCGAACAGCAUCGAAAAUAUGCCUAUUCCUUCACUAUUUCGUUAGCAUAUUACAAAUAUUAUACUGUUUUUGUAGAAUUUAUAACUAUUAUACACUUGCCAAAGUUAUUCAACCAAAAAUUUUCUAUCUAAUUUUGUUGCUUGGUAUGGCCCUUUUCCUUACAAGUUUGACAUUAAUCCUACCUUGCGCUGCUGCAGUACAUCUGUUUCAAAAUUCUAUAUUUUUCGAGGGCUUAGAGGAGCUGCAAAAACAUAUUAAUUACUCUCCGUCGGAUGAAUAUGAUCCCAAGCAUCCAUAUGAUUUUUCUAAGAACGUCUAUAAAAAGUAUGAAGACGAAAAACGAUGGAUUUGAAUACUUUUUUUUAAGAUCAUUAUGAAAGAAUGUUGAUAUAAUGGAGAUUUAAUAUAACAAUUAAUUAUUGUAUGGAAAAUUGGACAUACCACCAAAUAGUCCAUGUUCAACAGUUUACUUAUCAGUAUAACGAUAUUGAGUAUGAUAUGACUUCCGUUGUAUGUAUGGUAUGGUUAUUUUUAUCUAUACAAUGUAGAU
This is a messenger RNA of Rhizophagus irregularis DAOM 181602=DAOM 197198, 1760 nucleotides long. RefSeq lists its product as uncharacterized. Lineage: Eukaryota; Fungi; Glomeromycota; Glomeromycetes; Glomerales; Glomeraceae. The record is from RefSeq and is a predicted model, not a curated record.